Molecule: messenger RNA, 1271 nt
Organism: Camelina sativa (false flax)
Lineage: Eukaryota; Viridiplantae; Streptophyta; Magnoliopsida; Brassicales; Brassicaceae
Product: GPN-loop GTPase 3
Molecular function (GO): GTPase activity
Source: RefSeq, a predicted model, not a curated record
UCUCUUCUUUUGCUUGUGGUUUAGGUUUUGAGAAUUGAGAGCAAAAGAAAAAACGAAGACGCGUCAAAGGUAUUGAAAUGUGUCUAUUGCUUCUUGCUUCUUCUGGUUUAUGGGUUCCUGCGACGUGUUGAGAGUGUUGUUUGGUUUAGCUGUCUGGUGCAUUGCUUAUAUAACUGUUGCAAUCUUUGCAUCUUUUAGAAUCUUUCACUCUAUUUGUUCAAUUUGAAGAGUGUUUUUUGUGGAGGUUUGCUCGCUAGCUACAAUGGGUUACGCUCAGCUUGUCAUCGGUCCAGCAGGCAGUGGAAAGUCAACUUAUUGCUCCUCUUUGUAUGAACACUGCGAAACUAUCGGUCGAACAAUGAAUGUUGUUAACCUUGAUCCUGCUGCGGAAAUCUUCAAUUAUCCUGUGGCUAUGGAUAUCAGAGAACUUGUUUCUUUGGAAGAUGUCAUGGAGGAGCUAAAGCUUGGUCCUAAUGGCGCCCUCAUGUAUUGCAUGGAGUACCUUGAGGAUAGCUUGCAUGAUUGGGUAGAUGAAGAAUUGGAGAACUACAGGGACGAUGAUUACCUUAUAUUUGAUUGUCCAGGUCAGAUUGAGCUGUUUACACAUGUUCCUGUGCUCAAGAACUUUGUGGAGCAUUUGAAGCAGAAGAACUUCAACGUCUGUGUUGUUUAUCUGCUUGAUUCACAGUUCAUAACAGAUGUAACCAAGUUUAUCAGUGGUUGCAUGUCAUCUCUCGCUGCAAUGAUCCAGCUUGAAUUACCACAUGUCAACAUCCUCUCAAAGAUGGACCUCUUGCAGGAUAAAAGCAACAUUGAUGACUACUUGAAUCCGGAGCCUCGCACAUUGCUGGCAGAGUUAAACAAAAGGAUGGGUCCUCAAUUUGCAAAACUGAACAAAGCCUUGAUUGAGAUGGUGGGAGAGUAUGGGAUGGUGAAUUUCAUACCCCUUAACUUGAGGAAAGAUAGGAGCAUUCAAUAUGUUCUUUCGCAAAUCGACGUUUGUAUUCAGUUUGGAGAAGACGCUGAUGUGAAGAUCAAAGAUGAGGAUGAGGAUGAGGAUGAAGAUUUUGGUGACGAUGGUCCUGAUUCAUAAGUUGUGUUCGGUUUCUACGACUUUUGGCUUGAAAUCUUGGUCUCAUUGCCCUUGUCAGAGACCAAUGAGUUUGUGAGAACUACUUUACUGCUGACUAUCAAAAGCCUUAAAUGAGAGACUUUCAAAAUUGUCAGAAUUUCUCAAAUCAAAUUAUCAAUUCAGUUGCAUUUUAAAUCCA